AUGGCGUAACUUUCUAAAGAGGAAGUAAAGUUAGUGUUGGACCCCUGCACCCUAGAAAUCAACUUUCACAACUUUUUUUCACCCGUGAAGUACCAUCAACAGAGAAGAUGUGACACUGGAUUCCCGUGUCUGGUUGGACUAGGGGGGAUAGGCACAUUUCUGGGAGAGUUGCAUCUUGUUAUGAAUAGAACUUUGGGAAUGUAACAAAAACUGACAUGACUUCUGUCCUGCUGGUUUAUGAUGAGUAUGGGACGUCGAGGGGUGGCAUUUCCACCGUCAACCGCCAGGUGGCACUGUUUCUGGUGCACCUAGGUUUGAAAGUCUACUGCACCGUUCUGACAGCUACAGACAAGGAUAGAGAGGAUGCUGAGAGGGAACAUGUCAUUCUGCUGUUCCCAGAAUGUGACAAACACGACAGACGAGAACCAUCCCCCUUAUGGUUGUACGAUCAUCAGUCCAGAUACCCAAAUCUCCCCUCAGAUAUCAGCUUUGUCAUUGGCCAUGUUCUUGUCACCAGUAGGGCAGCUGUUAGAAUCAAAGAGGAACGGUUUCCUCUGGCCAAACUCUAUCUGUUCACUCAUGUCUUACCAGAACUUGUAGAGCACUUCAAGGGUGAAGGAAAGGCUUUGGGUAUUGAGGAAAAGAUGAGAAUGAUCCUAGAAGAUGCAGAGAAAGCUGAUGCACUGUUCUCUGUAGGGCCAGCUAUCUUUGACUAUUAUGAAAACCAGUACAGGUGCCUGCAAGAUCCAUCCAAACCUCACCUCUUGUUCUUACCUAAACCUUCAGACAUUUUCAUUGAAACAAGACUGAGGUAUGUUGAAACUAAGACCAAAGUUGUGUUGUCCAUCGGCAGGGUGAGAGGUGUGGAGAAGUUGAAGGGGUUUGACUUAGCUGCAGGAGCUAUGAGUGAUGUAAUUGCAAUAUUGCGAAAAGCACUGUGGCAGGUUAGAGGUAUUAGGAAAGAUGACUUUCAAACCAGCAAGAAGAUUAUUGACUCUAACAUUCAAUCAGGAACAUUUCACUUCACACCCCUAGAGUACGGAACACAACAUCAGAUCUGUAGAGACAUGAAACAGGCCCACCUUGUCCUGAUGCCAUCUCGUUCAGAACCGUUUGGUCUUGUUGGUCUGGAGGCCAUAGCCGCAGGGGUCCCUGUUCUUGUGUCUGAUCAGUCUGGCCUGGCAGAAUUCAUGCUAAACAUUGCCCCAGAGUUUGAUCAUUCCAUCUUUAAGCUUGAGGGAAAUAACACAGAGGAUUCCAAAAACUUGGCCAAGAAAAUUGUAGCAAUGUUACAGAAUGGAAGUGGAGAGUUUGACUUUGCCAAGCACCUCAAGGACAAGCUUCUGGGAUCAAAGUAUUGGGAAGAGUCCCAGAAGAAGCUUGCACAAACCUGUGGAAAAGAUGGAUUCAGAGCAGAUUCUCGUGAUUCAGAGAGUGAUCCAGCAUGCAAGCGCAGAAGACUGGACACAUCUGAGACAACAGAGACAGAAGAACAGGGAAAUGCAUUCAGGAGUGCAGUGGCCACUAACUGCAAAAGCACCCUGAACACUAUGAAGCCAUUGCCUUGGGAUGAUAGAUUCACUCUUGAUCUUGACCAGGUUUUCACAAGCCUGAUGCUGGUCCCAGAGGGUCAUAGUAACUCUUACAGCAGGCGCACCAUGUGGCCUUUUUCCAGAGGUCAUAGUAUUGACACCUGGUUUAAUUCCAUUUCUACCCUGUCAGGAUCAUGGGACCCUUAUUAUGGUGAUGAACACAAAAUGCUCGAGUCACUUGAUGGUGUCUUUGACCAUGAAACCAAAGGUGAUCCAGACGGAAGAUUCAAUGUUUUGGUUGUUGGGGAUGCAGGGAGUGGAAAGUCAACUCUGCUUUCUAAGACGGCCCUGGAUUGGUCAUGUAAAAAAGGCAGGCUAGCAGAGAUGAAUAAGAUAGUGUUACUGGUCCGGCUGAGAGAGGUUCAGUCAGGAGAAUCCAUAGCGAUGAUUGUAUGGGACCAGUGUGUCACACAGUCAGAGGACAUCAGUGUUGCUUCUAUAGAGACAUGUCUCAGGGAAAAUGAGCCCAAACUAGUGUUUCUGUUGGAUGGCUAUGAUGAACUGCUGUCAGAUGCAAGUGAGGCUAAAGAGACCAUUCCUAAACUUCUUGCUAAGAAGUUGUAUCCCAGAAGCACAGUCAUAGUUACUUCCAGGCCCUUUGCAGGUGUUGAGCGAUACAUGAAGGUGAACUGUGCAGUGAAAGUUGUGGGAUUCUCUGCAAGUAAUAUAGAGAAAUAUACCACAGCAUAUUUCAAUACUGUGGGGAAACCAAGUCUAGCAGUUUCACUUCUCAAAGCACUCCAAGCCAAUGUUGUAGCUAGAAGUCUGAUCCAGACCCCCAUGUUCCUCAUGCUGAUUUGUGUUCUGUGGGAAGAGUAUCCAAGCAGAGUUUUCCCUGGGACAAUGUCAGGAUUAUAUCAGGAGCUACUGAUAUGUGUAAUCAGGAAGUACUGUGUAAGGGAUGGUCUCGCUAUGCCUAAUGAUGAAGUACCCUCAGUGGUAUCUGCAGCACUGCUGUACCUUGGCAGACUUGCCUUGGGGUCAUUGUUGAGAGGGGAAAGCUUGGUAGACCUGGGGAAAAGUGCUGCAAUUCAGGACACUGACAUUCUACUGAGACUUGGUAUUGUUUCCAAAGAAGUGUCUGCAUCCAGACUGCACCCAAGAGAACAGUUGAACUUUCCUCACAAGACCAUGCAGGAGUUUCUUGCAGGCCGUUAUGUUGCUGACACAAUCAACUCUUCCUCAGGUGAUCUGAAUAAGUUAGUUCCACUGGACACCCCGGAUGAUGUUCUGCAGCAGAGCAGUCUGGUCCAGUUUAUUUGUGGCUGUGGACAUAAAGCCACAAGGGAAAUGCUGACAAAAUUCAACAUACUACAUGAAGCUGUGUCCCAGGACAAAGAUAAGUCUGAAUCUUUGCAACAAGUCUGUUUAAUGAGUUUGUAUGAAGGUCAGGAUCCCAGUCAUUUCCCAAUAGUGAGCACACUGCUAUCAUCUCUGAACUUCACUAUCUACGUCCCCUCUAGAAAAGGAGCUGCACUUAAGUACUACCUGCAUUAUGCACCAACAUUACCAGAGGGUAGAUCAUUGAAACUUGUAGUGAGAGAGGCUAGUAAAGGAGAUGUCAUACAAUAUCUGUCAGGCCUGGUGGAAAAUCAGCUGCCAGACCUUAAGUUGUAUCUGAUAAUUAGAAGAGAAGGUAGAUCUAGUAGUUGUCACAUUGGCAAUAUGCUAGGUAAGCUUGUCCCUUUCCUGAGAAAUGUCCCCAAUGUGCGAUCACUGGAUCUUCGAAAAACAGGCCUUACACCUGAAUCACUCCAGGCACUUGGAGAUAUCCUGCCCAAGCUAGUUAUGCUUAAGGAACUUGACCUGUCAGGCAAUAAAAACAUAGGAGAUAAUGAGGUAAGACUGCAGGUUGAAGAUACAAGUUUGACUGAUCUGAACCUCAAGCGCUGUGGGCUUGGGGAUUUGUUUCUGAAAUCCCUUACUGCUGUGCUGCACCAUUUCCACUGUCUAGUAAAUAUAAGCCUUUCACACAACAAAAUAGGAAAGAAUGGGCUGGAACCUUUUUCUCUCUUGGAGCAACCAGUCCCUAGCCUAAAGAAUCUUGAUCUUGAUCAUAACAGGAUAGGGGAUAUUUGUCUGAGAUCUCUUGUUGCUGUGCUGCAUCAUCUAUCCUGUCUGGAGGAACUGAACCUAUCUCACAACAACAUAGGGAAUGAUGGUUUGGAACCCUUUGCUGCCAUCCAGCACCCAGUUCCCAACCUUAAGGUGCUUAACCUCUUAUGGAACAGGAUAGGGGAUAUUUGUCUGAGAUCUCUGGCAGCAGUGCUGCAUCAUCUAUCCUGUCUGGAGGAACUGAGCCUAUAUCACAACAACAUAGGGAAUGGUGGUUUGGAACCCUUUGCUGCCAUCCAGUAUCCUGUUGCCAGCCUGAAGGUACUAAACCUCUCAUGGAACAGGAUAGGGGAUAUUUGUCUGAGAUCUCUUGUAGCUGUGCUGCAUCAUCUAUCCUGUCUGGAGGGACUGAGCCUAUAUCACAACAACAUAGGGGAUGGUGGUUUGGAACCCUUUGCUGCCAUCCAGUAUCCUGUUGCCAGCCUGAAGGUACUUGACCUCUCACUUAACAUGAUAGGGGAUGUUUGUCUGAGAUCUCUUGUUGCUGUGCUGCAUCAUCUAUCCUGUCUGGAGAAACUGGACCUAUCUCACAACAACAUAGGGAAUGAUGGUUUGGAACCCUUCGCUGCCAUCCAACAGCCUGUUGCCAACCUGAAGGUGCUCAAUCUCUCUCAUAACAUGAUAGGGGAUGUUUGUCUGAGGUCUCUUGUAGCUGUGCUGCAUCAUCUAUCCUGUCUGGAGAAACUGAACUUAUCUGGCAAUAACAUAGGGAAUGAUGGUUUGGAAUUCUUUGCUGCCAUCCAGCAUCCUGUUGCCAACCUGAAGGUGCUUUACCUCUCUCAUAACAAGAUAGGGGAUGUUUGUCUGAGAUCUCUUGUUGCUGUGCUGCAUCAUCUACCCGGUCUGGAAAAACUGGACCUAUCUCACAACAACAUAGGGAAUGAUGGUUUGGAACCCUUCACUGCCAUCCAGCAGCCUGUUGCCAGCCUGAAGGUACUUGACCUCUCUUGUAACAAGAUAGGGGAUGUUUGUCUGAGAUCUCUUGUUGCUGUGCUGCACCAUCUAUCCUGUCUGGAGAAACUGGACCUAUCUCACAACAACAUAGGGGAUACUGAGCUUUCAUCCUUUGCUGCCAACUUGCGCCAUGUCCCCAGCCUGCAGCUGCAGAUAGUUACACUGGAUCAUAAUCCCAUAACAGCAGUGGGCAUCAAAGACUUUGCACAGACCAUUCCCAUGAUGCCUGCACUGAAAGAGCUGAUCCUUAAACCUCACCAUAUUGCCCACCUGGAUGACACAGCUGCCACAUCCAUCGCCACCAUGCUGAGCAGGCUGCCUGUGUUAGAACAUCUAAAACUGUGGAACAUCUCCAUGCGGGCUGCAGGGUUACAGGCUGUAAGCACAGCAGUGGAGGAACAUACAUCUAUGCAGCGAUUGUGGUACGAAACGCAUCUACCACUACCAGAGGAAGUUUGGACAAAAUUAAGUGGCAAGAUUUUCUUGAGCAGACUGGACGACUUCUUUUCUUCCGACGAUGAGUCAUCAGAUUAUGAAGUGGAGUCUGACGCUUAUUAUGAGUGUUCUGAGUCUGAUGACUCUGAGUAUUAGAUUGUAUUAUAGUGACCUGAUGAUCUAGAAAUUUAAUUAAAUACUUACAUCUAAAUUGCAAGUAACAACACAUCCUAAGAGCACAUCUAUACAUGUAUGUACAUGUAUGUACAAGUGCACAUCAGUUCCUUUCUUGUUGUCAAAUCUGUAAAUAUUUCAUACUUGCUGGAAUUGAGACUGCAAAGCAUGUAUGCAAGACAGGAACUGGUCAUACUGAAGUUUAUCAUAAUCUGGUAAUAACAUUGAAGUCAUCAUUCUUCACCUUCCAAAUAAUCAGUUACUUAUUGUUUGUAUAGACAGGUAUUUCAGUUGGUCUAAGACAGGUGCGUGGAACAUUGUCUUGUCUCCAGUGUAGAAAUAACAUUAUACAAAUCACAUUUCUCCUUGAAAUACUUUUGUAAAACCUUACAAUAUAGUUUUGGUAAUUUCAGAGCAAUGACAGAGGUUAAGCUAUUUGCAGUUUUUUUUUAAUUUUCUAGAUUUCUAUGCACAAGAAUGAGAUGUGAAUAUUAUCAAUUAUGAAUAUCAAAAAUGCUCCUAGGUCACAUGGAUUGGAUAUGUAUAUAUUUAUUUAAUGUAACGUAGAAUUAGCAGCUAUGUGAGAGUUGGUCUUUGGAUGAAAUGUUUGUUAGAUUCCCUCCAGUGAUACUAAUGCUGCUCAGAUUAAAGAUGAGUUUUAUAUAUCAGUAGACAGCAAAUUAAGAUGCAGUAUGUAUGUACAUGUAUGUCCAAAAUGGCAGUUUGAAACAAUAGGAUUGGUACAAGACGAAAUGUGCCAAUUCCCCAUGCCACAUGGUGAUGUGUAGUGAAUCACCAACUCCGGACUGUAGAAUUUAUAUCAUCGCACACCGGGGCAUGCCCUACUCUCUUUCGAAAUGUGUGGUGGAUUCUUUAACCUGUGGCUCUCCCCAAACACAGGACCUCCAUUUAAUAUCCUACCGCUAUCCGAUACUAGGUAGUCAUUUUCACCUUAGUGAUAUGUACUCUGAUGUUCUUAUCCCCAAUAAUGGAACACAAACGUACAAUAAAUGCGUUUAUUCCUUUA
This is a messenger RNA of Branchiostoma belcheri (Belcher's lancelet), 6297 nucleotides long. RefSeq lists its product as uncharacterized. The coding region runs from base 216 to 5252 and encodes 1678 amino acids. The transcript is spliced from 7 exons. Gene Ontology annotation, molecular function: protein binding. The record is from RefSeq and is a predicted model, not a curated record. Lineage: Eukaryota; Metazoa; Chordata; Leptocardii; Amphioxiformes; Branchiostomatidae.